AUGCUGGUGGCGGAGUACGCGCGAGAUUUGGAUGAAUGCGUAAAUACUUCUAAAACAACACCGGCUUGUUCUGCUGUGAAUCGCGACAAUAAAACUACAUCACGGACAGCUGCACCCCCAGCAGCGGCCUACAAGAUUUUGCUACACCUGGCGCCGAUGUACACUGGCCUACUUGACGCUGCUGCGGCCACGCGGACCAACAUGAACAGCAAUUCAGCUCCUGGCGGAACCGGAACAGCACCGACGGGCAUGCCAUUCCUUCUCCGGGCCUUCGCGAAUUUGCAGUUGAAUACAGCUUCUGACGCUCCGCAUCCGGCUCCCUUGCGUCUCGAGCCGAUAAAUGAUGCGAAAGAACAGCAGAAUUUGAUGUCGUCCACCGCUGCAAGUUCCAGUACUGCCCGUAGUUCUUUUCCGCCGAUCUUCACGAAUGUUGAAACAAGCGACCUCAACGCUGCAGUUUUGGAUUUGAGCGAAAAAACGUUUGUGGCUUCAUCUUCCCCGGCACUCGUUGCGGGAACAUCUGCUGUAGUUCCAGAAGGGGGUGCGAGAAUGACCAUUCCCUUGCUGUCGACAAACUCGCAGCAAGCCGGUGCGUUUUUGGGAAUCGCGCCCGCUGCCUCGUCGGACGCAAAGCCGUGUUCGUUGCUGCGGCCGUGUAAAAAUCCACUUAGUUGCUCUACACCGGAAAUAAACGCAAAGCCAACGCAGCGAGCCGGAGAUGAAACGUGCAUCCUGCUGCUGAAGAACUUUCCGGUUCUGCAGCAACACGACGACCAUUUUGCGGAUGUGUGUGAAGAUCAUGUUGAUGUGCGAGAAAAAACAAAAUCGUCGUCUGUGGUGGCGGGUGCUGCAGAGGUCGUGCAGGCUGGUUGUACAAGCGGGAAAGUGAUGUUGAACCAAGACCAAGAGGACGGUGCUCGUGUGGACGACCAGAGCAGGAUGAACCAGCAGCCAUCCGCCCUGACCCUGGCUUUGCACAGCGAAAGUUUCGGGGACGCCUAUGUAAUGGACAAUUGGUACACGAAUAGCUUCUUGAAGUUGCUCACCUUUCUCUUCUCGCAACUCCCCUUUCCGCCCGAAGAUUUGGACCACGCGGCGGCUGCUCUUGCGGGCGACCAAUCGUCCGCAGAGGCACCUAACCCUGGAAAAAACAGCGGCCGUGCAGCCGAGACCGAUAUAAUGGAAAGUAAGAGCGUGAGCGGGGGCGAACGAGAUAGAAAUCGUUCCCGGGAAGUUGAAGUUCUUGUUGAAGCUGAUGAACAAGCGACAUCGUCCUCAUCUGCGGCUAACGCUGCACGGCAAAAAGGUGUUGAUGUAGAUGUUCCUGAAGAAGAAAUCAACGACAUGUCGCUCACGGGAGACCGGUUUAUGCCAAGUCGCAGGCUGCGAGUGCGAGAAGUGGUCCAACAACAACAUGGAGAUGAACGAAAAAAAGAUCUCGUGCCAUGUGAAAAAGCACAAAAGACCACAUCCCCAACAGUACGCCGCUGCUCCAGAGUAGGCAAACAAGCCAAAGCCGAGAAAAUAAGUGGAAGCCCGAGCAACUGUAGUGCCCUGCGCUGUAGUUCUCCGCCUGUGAGUCCACGACCCCGCGAGCUGUUCGCCAAGCCGGUCGUGUUAUCAAAUGCAAAAAUAUCUGGGUCUGGAAGAAUCUAACUUGUCAUGCGAAAUCUGAAUCAUUCAAAAAUCUGUGUUGCAUGAUUGCCAAAAGCUGGCCACUUUUGACAUAAUCGCGAGGCAGUUUCUCAUGCAGGAUAGGCAUGAUAGAACUCUCACAGAAUCUGUCAUGCUAUGUCCUACAUACGAGACCUCAUGGGUCAUGGAAAACCUGCAUGACAAGUCUGCAUUCUUCCAGACCCAGACACUUUUACACUUGAUACGUGUGUAACCGCCGCAAGUUUUUCAGCGACUCGGAAUACUGGGUCGGGGAGGCGCUGCGGCGGGUCUGUCUUUGCGGCAUUCCGGACUUACUGGACUGCGUGUUCUACCCCCACAUGCGGUUUCUGUACUACGACAAAGUGUCCAGCAGCGUGCCGGCGCACGUCGACCUGUCGAGGACGGAUCAGAACGGGCAGACCAGCACGCACACGUUCAUUUUGUAUCUAAACAGCUGCGGUGGAGAUCGAGAUCAGGAAGAGCAGCGAGGUGAGCAAACGUCGAGUACUUCUUCUGCAGCGUCUUCUGCAAGAACUCUGAGUCAUCUACUUCGUGACAGCCAAGAAGAGGCCCAAGAUUCGACGUCGAGCAAAGAACAACUCAAAGCCUUAACAUCCUCAACCCCACCCCCCGCCGCGCCCGCUGAGCAAUUUUCCACCCCUGCGUACCCGACUAUCCACAGUAAAUUUCCCGUACACGUACAAAUGCAGUCUCUGCAUGACAAAACUUGCCGUCAAUCCUAGUUCAGCAUGACAAGUUGGACUCUGCAAGGUAGCGAAAUUUGUCAUGCAUUUUGUACAUGUACAGGAAAUUUACAUUGCAUACCGACCAAGACUUCGCAACUGACUCAAUUGGUGGACAAUAUAUGCAUUGCAAAAGUAUCGCACUAGUAUAAAUUGCAUUACAAAUUUUAUCAGGAAGGAAAUGAAAAAUGGAAUUUGUAAUGCUAAGCCAGGUAAGAAGGUAGGUUUGUCAUGCAAGAUUGCAAUUAGUACGAGUACAAUACUUUUGCACAGGAUGCAACACGACUGUUCCAAAUUCUCCAAACGGUGGAGAGACCGUGCUUUUGGACCAGUUACCCGGCCCGAAGAACCAGUACCGAAUUCACGUGCAGCACAAAGUGCGGCCCCGGCCGGGCCGGCUGUUUCUCUUUCCUCACGCCUGUCCGCACCAGGGAAACCCGGUGUGGAAGCCCACGAAGCUGCUGCUCCGCGGAGAGGUCAAGUUGAUUUUUCGCGAAAGAACCUCGAAACCGGACGAACAAGGAAAUAAAACUUGUCCAGAACCUGCACCUUGUCCCCGUGCGUCGUGUGGUGCAGCUCCUUCCGUAGAUGAACUGCAAGAAGCAGGCUUUACUGCUUCUCCAGAUGAGAAGACUUCUCUUGAAGACGAAGUCGAGGAAGGGCUUGAGCUGGGGGCCAGCGCUGUAACGCCGAUCGGAAAUUGUUCUAAAAACGAGACAAACAUCAACCACGUCGACCGCCCGGAGGUGGAUCCGGCAAUACGGGACGAGUUGUGCCAGAGACAGCGUAUUGUGAUCGUCACGGAGGCUGUGGAUGUUUAUUCUGCCAUGGCCACGAAAAAUAUCGCUGCUCUUGGAGGCUCGUGAAAAGAAAUCUCGUUCUUGGGCAACGCAAGUAUCACAAACAAGCAAUAAAUGCUCUACCCAUUCUAGUACAGUUCUUGCCGAGCACCAGAAGCAAAGAAGUCGCACUAUG
This is a messenger RNA of Amoebophrya sp. A120, 3374 nucleotides long. The record is from the annotation of a GenBank genome assembly. Lineage: Eukaryota; Dinophyceae; Syndiniales; Amoebophryaceae.